GACUAAAGGUCGCUCGCGCACUGGCUAGGGACGCAUUUCGCCUAGCUACGGCCUGACACACAAGCACAACAGCAUCAACGUGAUCCAUUAUCGAGCCCACCGUGCAACCGUUUGCCUUGGCCGAUCGCUGACAUGCAUGACUUUUGCCAUGUUGCCUUUGCACGUGUCGGGUGUCGAUGCCCGCUGGCAGUUCUCCUUUAAUUGAGUCUCAGCUUUCCCAUGUUGAUGGUGUUUGGAGGGUUGCCUGCUCAGACAUUACCAUCGACGGCUACUACGACUCUGGAAGCUCUAGCCUGAGCCGCUGCUGGCACGGUGACACCGACUUGACUAUCCAGACACAGCAUCGAUCUUCCCGUGGUCGACCAUGUCGACGGCACCCAAGCGGGAUGACUCGCCUGGCGACGUUCCCUCUCCGCCUCACAUGGAGGAAUAUGCCCAACCGAAUGUCGAUGCCGCAGACCUAGACGGGCUUUCGCUGUACGAGAAGAAAUGCGUCCUCGUCAACCGAGAGAUCGAUGCCCAGGGCAUGGGAAGAUCCCAAUGGUACAUUUGGAUCCUGUGCGGGUUCGGAUACUUCCUCGACCUUCUCUGGGCGCAGGCGUUUGGCCUCGUCCUGAGCCCGCUGCAGCAGGAGAUGGGUUUCGGUGAUGGCCAGUCUGGCAACAUUUCCACCAGCUUCAAUGCCGGUCUUACCGCCGGUGCCUUUUUCUGGGGGUUCAUGUCGGACAUUGUUGGUCGUCGUUGGGCAUUCAAUCUGACCUGCCUGUUCUCCUGCGUCUUCGGUCUCUGUCUCGGCGCCUCCAACAAUUACACGACGUUUCUCGUCAUCACCGCCUUUGUCGGCUUUGGUGUCGGCGGGAACAUUCCCGUCGACAGUGCCAUCGUCCUCGAGUUUGUUCCACACAAUCGCCGCUUCCUGCUAGCGUGUUUGUCCGUCUUCCAGCCGCUCGGCGUCGUCGUGUGCAGCGCCAUUGCCUUUGGGUUCAUUCCGACAUACUCGUGCUCGCCCAACUUCUCCGAAAAGAACCCGCUCCCUUCCUGUCGCACCGCCGAGUCCCCCGGGACGCCGUGUUGCUCUCGAUCGGACAACAUGGGAUGGCGAUAUCUACUCUACACGCUAGGAGGGCUGUCGCUCCUCGUAUUCUUCCUGCGCUUCUUCGUCUUCACGUUCAGAGAAACACCAAAGUACUCCAUCUACAAGGGACACGAUGCGAAGGCGAUUGAGACAAUGCAGCACAUGGCCAAAGUCAACAAGAAACAAUGCCGCUUGACGGUCGAGGACCUGGAGGCCCUGGCGAAGAACCACGAAGCCAACCACAGCGAUACAAGCUCUGGGCUGCUGCUGUCUGGGUCGGAUGGCGAGCGCUCGUCCAAACGCUCGGGCAAGCUGCGCAAGGAGCUCGACAGAUACAAGAUGUUGUUUGACGGGUUCCAGAUGACGCGCCUGACCAUCUUGACGUGGCUCACGUACAUCCUCGACUUUUGGGGAUUCACGGUCGCAGGCUUCUACCUCCCUCGGAUUCUAGCCCUCAAGAACGGGGCCGCUUCAGCCAGCCUCAAGUUCACGUACGCGGCGUACAUAUACACCUACGCACCGGGCAUCCUCGGCGUCCUGCUGGGCGCCUACGUCUGCCGCAUCCCCGCCAUCGGGCGCAAGUGGACCAUGGUCAUCUCAUCGGGUCUCAUGGGCGCGUCCAUCUUCUUGCUCUCGACCGUCGACACCGUGGCCAAGAACGAGGGGCUCUUCACCUUGGAGUACUUCUUCCAGUCCAUGUUCAACGCCGUGCUGUACGGGUGGACGCCCGAGGCAUUCCCCGCGCCGGUCCGGGGGACGGCCUGCGGGGUGGCCAGCUUCUGGGGCCGGCUCUUUGGUAUCGUGAGCCCGCUCAUCGCGCAGCAUCUCUACGGUCAGACGGACGGGUCUGGUGGCGACGGCAACAUCAACAGCGUGUUGUACCUGGCGGGCGGCGCGACGCUGGGAUGUGUGCUCACCACGGCACUGCUUCCGAGCCAUCUGAUGGAGACGCAGGAUGAACGCUCGUAG
This is a messenger RNA of Purpureocillium takamizusanense, 2044 nucleotides long. RefSeq lists its product as uncharacterized. The transcript is spliced from 4 exons. Gene Ontology annotation, cellular component: membrane. The record is from RefSeq and is a predicted model, not a curated record. Gene Ontology annotation, biological process: transmembrane transport. Lineage: Eukaryota; Fungi; Ascomycota; Sordariomycetes; Hypocreales; Ophiocordycipitaceae. Gene Ontology annotation, molecular function: transmembrane transporter activity. The coding region runs from base 365 to 2044 and encodes 559 amino acids.